This is a messenger RNA of Lottia gigantea (owl limpet), 612 nucleotides long. RefSeq lists its product as hypothetical. The transcript has 4 exons. Gene Ontology annotation, molecular function: metalloendopeptidase activity. The record is from RefSeq and is a predicted model, not a curated record. Gene Ontology annotation, biological process: proteolysis. NCBI's taxonomy places the organism in Eukaryota, Metazoa, Mollusca, Gastropoda, Lottiidae. Bases 1 to 612 code for a protein of 203 amino acids.
AUGUUGAAACUGAGAGGGAGAACGACUUUAGAAAAAUCACUGAUUGUCUUUAGUGUACUAGCUACAAUAACAACCCUUGUAUUUCUUAUUACAUUUGCAGUUACCUACACCAGUGCUAUGGAAGAUAAAGGUACAGAACCACUACGAGAACUAUUAGUAAAAAAUGGUGCAUGGCCUGUAAUAGACACUGUUUGGAUUGAGUCAAAUUUUAAAAUAGUCCCAACACUAGUUAAGCUGCAAGCUAUCAAUCUAGAUCCAAUUAUCAACAUGUUUGUUUCUACUGACUUUAAAGAUUCCUCCAAACGAGUUAUUUAUAUCGACCAACCUAGUUUUGGAAUGCCUGGACGAGAUUAUUUUUUACGAGGUAGAGAUGACGUUAUGUUAAAAGCUUAUGAAGAAUACGGAAUCAACUUAGCCGUUGAGAUGGGGACCGAUCGUCUUGCUGCUGAAGCCGACUUUAAAGAUCUCGUAGAUUUUGAAAUACAACUUGCAAACGUAUCGGUCCCAGCUGAAAAUAGACGAGAUGGUGAAGCCUUAUACAAUCCUUAUACAAUAGCAAAUUUAUCAGUGGCUUACCCUAAUGUAGGUAUACUUCAUUUGAAGAACAUGUAG